AUGAGCACCACCACUGGCCCAGAAGCUGCCCCAAAACCAAGCGCCAAGUCUAUCUAUGAGCAGAGGAAACGUUACUCCACAGUGGUGAUGGCCGAUGUAUCCCAGUAUCCAGUUAAUCACCUGGUGACCUUCUGCCUGGGUGAGGAGGACGGCGUCCACACUGUGGAGGAUGCCUCCCGGAAGCUGGCCGUCAUGGACAGCCAGGGCCGUGUCUGGGCCCAGGAGAUGCUGCUUCGAGUGUCUCCGGACCAUGUCACGCUGCUUGACCCACUCUCCAAGGAGGAGCUGGAGUCAUAUGCACUGAGUGACAUCGUGCGUUGUGAUGUGGUGACACCGCCCGGACGGAGCCGCUCGCAGCUGCUGCUCGUGUGCCAGGAGCCGGAGCGAGCCCAGCCCGACGUGCACUUCUUCCAGAGCCUGGGCCUGGGGGCGGAGCUGAUCCGGGAGGACAUCCAGGGGGCAUUGCACAACUACCGCUCUGGCCGCGGGGAUCGCAGGGCAGCGGCACUCAGAGCCACCCAGGAAGAGCUGCAGCGCCCACCCAAGCCCACCGCCGAAACCCCUCCCCUGCAGCGCCGCCCUUCAGUCCGUGCAGUCAUCAGUGCCAUGGAACUGGCCACAAGCAGACGACCCCAGGCACAGUCCAUCCCUGAGGCGGAAGAGUCUUGGAAACCCACCACAACCUUGAACAGACUUGACCCCACCUCCCCGGACCUGGGCCCACGUGGACCUGACAUGGCCAGUCUGCAGGCCGAGCGGGAUGUGGAUAUCCUGAACCAUGUGUUUGACGACCUGGAGAGCUUUGUAUCGAGACUGCAAAAAUCAGCAGAGGCGGCCAGGGUGCUAGAGCACCGAGAGCGAGGCCGCAGGACCCGGCGCCGGGCGGCCGGGGAGGGCCUGCUGACGCUUAGGGCCAAGCCGCCCUCUGAGGCUGAGUACACAGAUGUGCUUCAGAAGAUCAAGUACGCCAUCAGCCUGCUGGCCCGGCUGCGGAGCAACAUCGCCGACCCCUCCUCCCCAGAGCUGCUGCACUUUGUGUUCAGCCCCCUGCAGAUGAUUGUGGACACUUCCGGCGGCCCCCAGUUUGCGAGCGGGGUGCGUCGGCCUCACUUGACCUCUGAGGCAGUGACGCUGCUUCGUGAGACCCUCACCCCUCGCGAAAGUGCACUCUGGACCUCGCUCGGGGACUCGUGGACCCGGCCCGGGGUGGAACUCCCCCCAGAAGAGGGACCCCCAUACAUCCCAGAGUUCUACAGUGGCUGGGAGCCUCCUGCCACUGACCCAAUGGGUCGCGCGUGGGAGGACCCAGUGGAGAAGCAGCUACAGCAUGAACGGAGGCGCCGGCAGCAAAGCGCCCCCCAAGUUGCUGUCAAUGGUCACCAAGACCCGGAAUUGGGAACUGAGCUCCAAGCCGAGCCAGCAGGGAAGUGGGUCCUGUGUAAUUACGACUUCCAGGCCCGCAACAGCAGCGAGCUCUCGGUCAAGCAGCAGGACGUUUUGGAGGUCCUGGAUGACAGCCGCAAAUGGUGGAAGCUUCGGGACCAACAGGGGCAGGAGGGAUAUGUGCCCUAUAAUAUCCUGACAUCGCAUCCGGGGCCCCAGGGGGUCCAAAGAAGUCCUGCCCGCAGCCUGGUGAGCACAGAACCUAACUGGGACAGCUGCGAUAGUCUCAACAAUUUAGACCCCAGCGAGAAGGAGAAAUUCUGCCAGAUGUUCAGUGUCAAGGAGGAGCUGGAGACGCGCCUGGCCCAGGGCCUCUCGGGCCCCAUCCGCGCCGGCCCGAGCGCACGCUCCCCGGAGCUGGAGCUCAGCCCGCUCUCGGGGGCCUCGGAGGUGCGAGCCUGGCUGCGGCGAAAGGGCUUUAACUCCUGCACGGUGAACGCACUGGGUAUGCUGACAGGCGCGCAGCUUUUCUCGCUACAGAAGGAGGAAUUCCGGGCUGUGAGCCCCGAGGAGGGAACGCGUGUGUACAGCCAGGUCAUGGUGCAGCGUGCGCUGCUGGAGGACUCAAAGAAAGUGUCAGAGCUGGAGGCAGUGAUGGAGAAGCAGAAGAGGAAGGUGGAAGGCAAGACAGAAACGGAGGUCCUCUGA
Messenger RNA from Elephantulus edwardii (Cape elephant shrew), 2091 nucleotides. RefSeq names its product EPS8-like 1 (gene EPS8L1). The record is from RefSeq and is a predicted model, not a curated record. Gene Ontology annotation, cellular component: ruffle membrane; plasma membrane; vesicle. The transcript has 19 exons. Gene Ontology annotation, molecular function: actin binding. The coding region runs from base 1 to 2091 and encodes 696 amino acids. Lineage: Eukaryota; Metazoa; Chordata; Mammalia; Macroscelidea; Macroscelididae. Gene Ontology annotation, biological process: positive regulation of ruffle assembly; regulation of Rho protein signal transduction; Rho protein signal transduction.